AUGGUGCACGGCCCAUGGAUAAAGCGCCAACGCCUUUCGGUGGACGGCGCAGAAGCUGUCACUGCGACAGUCGACGCUGAACAACCUACCUCAAAUGUUGAACCCUUACCGAACGAUGAGGAAGUCCGCAAGCAAAACCUCCAACAGCGCCGCUCGCUCUUCAUACGCUCGCUGGCGCCCUCUGUAACAACAGAACAUCUUACCGAGCUCUUCUCCGAGUCGUAUCCUAUCAAACACGCUCUCGCCGUUCUCGAUCCGACCACAAAGCAGUGCAAAGGAUAUGGUUUCGUUACGUUCGCAGACGCGGAGGACGCACAGCGUGCUAAGGACGAGUUGAAUGGUGCGGACCUACAGGGUCGUAAGAUCAGGGUAGAGAUUGCGGAGCCUCGUCACCGUGAUAUCGAUUCUGAAAUCCCCGGACACAAGAAGAGCACUCCCGCCGCCGCUUCGAUCAAGGCGAAGGAAGAACGCGAGCAAGCACGAAAAGAUCAGCAACCCCCCAAGCUUAUUCUUCGUAACCUUCCCUGGAGUAUCAAGACACCCGAAGAUCUAUCUAAGUUAUUCCAAAGCUACGGAAAGGUCACGAUCGCCACGCUGCCGAAGAAACCGAAUGGGGAACUUAAGGGCUUUGGCUUUGUGUUGUUGCGCGGACGCAAGAAUGCAGAGAAGGCUCUUGAGAACCUGAAUGGCAAGGAGAUCGAUGGCAGAGCAAUUGCUGUGGAUUGGGCGGUGGACAGGGAUACAUGGCAGAAUCUACAAAGCGCUCAGAGAGAAGAAGAAAAGGCCAAAGCUGAUGACGCGGAAGAUGAUUCGGACGCCGAAUCCUCAGUGCUGACCGAAUCUGAUGAGGACAGCGAUGAAGAGGAUGAGGAGGACGAGGACGAAGACGAAGACGAGGAUGACGAAGACAGCAACACCGACCUCGAAGACAUAUCAGAUGAUGAGGAUGGCGGCAUCAAAAUCGAACCGGAGGCGCCCCCACCGAAACAAGACCUCAGAACAAUUUUCAUCCGCAACCUUCCAUUCACUGCAGAUGACGACUCUUUAUUUGAACAAUUCUCGCAAUUCGGAAAACUACGCUACGCCCGUGUUGUCAUGGACCAGCAAACCGAAAAGCCCAAAGGCACAGGCUUCGUUUCCUUCGUUCGUGACGAAGACGCUACAAACUGCUUGAAGGGUGUACCUCGCAACGCGCCACAACCCAAAUCAAAUGACAAAAAACAAGGCUCGAACAUUGCACUUCCCAAUUCCGUCCUUGAAAACUCUGAGGCGGAUCCAUCAGGUGCAUACACCAUGGACGGUCGAGUUCUCCGACUUUCCCUCGCGGUCGAUCGCAACGAAGCUGCCCGUCUUGCGGCAGACCACCAUGCCGCUCGAUUUAGCCGUGACAAGGACAAGCGACGUCUCUAUCUCCUUUCCGAAGGAACCAUUGCCAAAGGCUCUCCUUUGUACGAGAAGCUCUCGCCCUCCGAGGUCACUCUUCGUGAGUCCAGUGCAAAACAGCGACAGAAGCUCAUUCAAACAAAUCCAUCGCUGCAUGUAUCGCUCACACGUCUUUCUAUCCGGAACAUCCCCAGAAGCAUUACGUCGAAGGAUCUCAAAGCGCUCGCUCGCCAGGCCAUCGUCGGCUUCGCUUCAGAUGUCAAGGCUAGCAAACGUCAGGGCAUCUCGAGGGAAGAAUUGACUCGUGGAUUCGACGCCGCUGCGGAGCUUCAUCGCAAGACGAAGGGCAAAGGUCUGGUCAAGCAAGCCAAAGUAGUGUUCGAGACCGAGGGUGGAAGCAAGGUCACCGAAGGCACUGGUGCGGGUCGAUCACGCGGGUACGGAUUCAUCGAGUACUAUACGCAUCGCAAUGCGCUCAUGGGUCUCCGAUGGUUAAAUGGUCACGCAGUCGAUUACAAGGUGAAGACCGAUAACCAGCCCAAGAGCAAGAAAACCCAAAAGGAGGCCUUUGAAGACAAAAAGAAGAGAUUGAUCGUCGAAUUUGCAUUGGAGAAUGCAAAUGUCGUACAUCGUCGAUCAGAUCGAGAGAAUAAGGCUCGGGAGUUCCCGAAACCGAAGGGUGAUGUCGAUGCUGGACCUAGUUCUACAGGUGGCGCUGGCAACAAGCGGAAGCGUGAUGAUGCAGAUGCAGCAAGAGGGCAAAAGGGCAAGGGUAAGAAGGCAGAUGGAUCAGAUACCGGGGAACGGGGAGACGAUGCCGGUUCCAGGGUUGGAGCUGCAGAGGACGACAAACUUGCGCAACGGUCGCGCAUCAUUCGCAAAAAGCGCAUGGCAAGGAGGGCGAAGAAGGGUGGCAAGGCCUAG
Molecule: messenger RNA, 2307 nt
Organism: Aaosphaeria arxii CBS 175.79
Lineage: Eukaryota; Fungi; Ascomycota; Dothideomycetes; Pleosporales
Product: RNA-binding domain-containing protein
Exons: 2
Coding region: 1-2307 (768 amino acids)
Molecular function (GO): RNA binding
Source: RefSeq, a predicted model, not a curated record